This is a messenger RNA of Pollicipes pollicipes, 3320 nucleotides long. RefSeq names its product protein neuralized. The coding region runs from base 1083 to 2543 and encodes 486 amino acids. The record is from RefSeq and is a predicted model, not a curated record. The transcript is spliced from 6 exons. Lineage: Eukaryota; Metazoa; Arthropoda; Thecostraca; Pollicipedomorpha; Pollicipedidae. Gene Ontology annotation, molecular function: ubiquitin protein ligase activity.
UCGUAAUUGGUGGACGGUGGUAUGAAAGCAGUGAUUGAUUCAUGUUUUUGUGUACGUGUGUGUGUCUGUGUGUGUAUGUUUGUGUGUGUGGUCAUGUGCGUGUGUGAGCUCGCUUCUAUUUUUAUUAUUUUGCCAUAACUUUAUGUUGCUUUGUAGUUUAGCAUUAACAGGGGAUACCCCGUAGCGAGGCGAAAAACGAUGAAAGACCGGCGACCAACUCGCCGGGCUGAGCGAACCAUAAGGAUAGACGCGAACUGAUUGAUAAUGUAGCAAUAUCUAGAUAUUUAAAUGGACGCAUGGAGAGCAGAUUCUGCGCCAGAGUGUAAAAAAACAAACGUGCGCGCCACCGCGGUCCAUGUCGUGUCGUGUGUCACUGGAAUUGCGAGAUCUUGUGCUAUUGUUUGAGUGUGGGACAAACGAGGUGAUCGAGGAGACCAGGCCUGUUGAUGCAAAUGAAUAGCUUACUUGCACGUAGAUACAGUGACUCACAAUCUGUAGCUGGAGAUAUUAUUGACUACUGAGGAAUAAUACAUCCUUUGCACCACGAUCCAUCCUGUGGCUAAGUCUCUUCAUAUUCCUCUACCAUGCUUAGUCUCCGCAGUAUUCCCCCCCCCCUCCAAAGAAAAAAGCUGCAAGGAAAAUCAGAAUACAAAAGGGACGCAACGAAGACAACUGAAACGGACGCUUGAGCCCAGGAGGCUCUGCGCCCUAAUCCAAGACAAGACAAGACACAAGUGAAAUUUCAAUCGCAAGUUGUUGAAAGUUGUUUAGGUGGCAUUUGUUGUGGCACUGAUGACCGGAUGAUGUGCCAGCUCUGCUGUUUCAUGUCAAUGGUAACAACACCCGUGAGAUUAAUGCGCAGAUGAUACAAAAAUUAGCACUGUCUUGGUGUUCAUGGUCCAUCCUGUCGCCUUGGCGUGGCCUCGCGUAUUAAACUUGAAGGCGCUUUUAAUAAUGCGACGGCCUUUGUGCAUAUACAUACAUAUAGCAAUGGCCUUUCAGUGAAAGUGGAGAUCAAGAAUCCCCAAGAGUGAUUUUGUGUGCAUACAUUGAUUUGUAUCAGCACUGAUUGCAAUCUGAGAAUGGGUAGCUCAACAUCCUCACUUUCUCUUGGAGUAAGAGCUUCUUCAGCUCACUCAGCAGCCACAGCUACAAACAAUGUGUCAGCUCUGCUGUUUCAUCCUGUGCAUGGUGACAACAUCCGUCUGUCAGAGGGUGGCCAGCGGGCCUGUAGAGUCCGCUCCUACUGCCAUGGCAUUGUCUUUAGCAGUCGACCUGUGGCUGUCAAUGAACAGGUGGCAGUGGAGGUGGUGCAGGUGUCAGACCAGUGGAGUGGUGUGGUUCGGCUCGGCUUCACCUCGGUCGAUCCCCGCACCCUCGCUGGCUGUCUGCCCAAGUAUGCCUGUCCAGACCUAACCAGCAAGCCGGACUUCUGGGCCAAGGCGAUGUCAGAGCGGUUCGCCGAGCCGGGCUGCGUGCUGUUUUUCUACGUGACCGCCUCCGGCGACGUCCGCCUAGGCAUGAACGGCGUGGAACGCGGCGUCUUUCUGAGCGGCGUGGACACGAGCCGCCCGCUGUGGGCGCUCUUUGAUGUGUACGGCAACGCCACGGCGCUUCAGCUCGUGCAUGAGCGGCGGCGGUCGUCCGUCUCGCUGGAACCCAGCGCGGACGCGGUGGGAGCCGAGAGAGGGCCUGACUUCGAGCCCGGCGGGCAGGAGACCGAGGUCGCACCGGACCAUAGCCAGCACGCCGGCGACAGGUGCGAUGACGCCCGUCCGGACGAGGGGCCGCCGGACGCGACGCUCCAGCCUCUGCUCCUGCACAGGCUGGCGCGCGGUGGCGGCGUGUCGGUGAGCUCGUGCCUGACCGAGGCCAGCCGGCUCGGCCCGGACUCACAGCCAGCGUACGUGCUGGGCGCCUCGCCGUUGGUGCCGGGCGGCCGGCUGGCAGUGCGUCUGCUGGCGGUCGGCGAGCCGCGCGCCGCCGGCCUGACAUUCGGCCUCACCUCUUGCGACCCGGACACGCUGCUGGCCGACGAGCUGCCGGCUAACCCGGAUCUGCUGGCCAACCGGGCCGAGUACUGGCCGCUGGUGGCCGACGUCGUCUCGUGGCCGAUGGCCGGCGAGCGGCUGACGUUCGGCCUGGCCGCCGGCGGCGUGGUGCACGUGCAGCGUGGCACCGGCCGGCCGCGCACGCUGAUGCACGUGGACGCGUCGCUAACGCUGUGGCCGGUGCUGGGAUUGACGGGCGGUGUGGGCGCGCUGCGCGCGCUCGGCCUGGCGGCCGGCACGCCGACGUCUUCGCCGCAGGAGCAAGCGGCAGCCGCCGGCGGCGCCGACGACGCCCCUGCCGCCGCGACGCCACAGGAGCCGCAGUCCGACUGCUCCGUCUGCUUGGACCGCGCCAGUGACGCGGCCCUGUACGCCUGCGGGCACGUCUGUAUGUGCUACGCGUGCGCGGUACAAUGGCGCGCGCGCGGCACCGGGCUCUGCCCCGUCUGCUGCGCGCCCAUCAGGGAUGUGAUCAGGCUGUACCGCAGCUGACCAGCGUGGCGCCGCCGGCCGCCCCGCGCCGGCUCCUGCCUGCUGUCGCGCGAGCUCCUGCGUGCUUUGUGAUGACGUGGCCAUUCAUAAUGCUGGUGAUGAAAGGCUGUAAGUGACGGCACCAGCUUAAAUUCGUGCCCAUUUAUGGUCAUGUGCUUGCACGUGUGAUUAAUGAUACACUAGUUUCAGUGCUUCAGCUUGCUAUGCACCCGAGGAAGGGCGACGAGUGACUUAAAUGUGUGUGCUAUAUGUGUAUGUGUGUCGGGCUGACACGUGUUAGAUGGCACGGUGACAAGCACACGGACGGAGCGUCUCUUGGGGCCUCAUGCGCUUCGCGAGUUGCAUCAGUCGUGAUGGAGCCAGCCGUUCCAAAAGCUGCCAUCCACGUGAUUUCUGUGAUCUCGAGAUGAAGUGAUUCCUCCAGUACCUCAUAGUCCUAAUGGUUGAGAGGUCUCCGGAGCUGGGGGUGGCAUGCUCGACUCAACUGAGUGCGUAGCGGGCAGCGCGAAAAGCCGCAUAAGUGGGGGCAGGGACGCCAUCAGCUGUUUGCGUUUUCCGCGUAGACAUCGGCACGACGGGUGGCGAUGCCGAAGGUCAGCAGGGACGUGCGUCGUAAUCGUAAGUCACACUAGGCAAUGUGUGCGAAAUGUAGUGUCAUGUUCAGAUCGCGCGUGGAUCAGGAUUGGCCUCGUUUAUUGGUCGGGAACGCUAGGCUUAAUUUCUUCGCGAAUGUGGGACCAUUUCUGCCAUGAAAGCCAGUAAACCCGUGAUUUUGUA